CAGCAGUGUUUCAUCUCCCGUUGGGCAUAACCAAAACUGGUCUGGUUGCAAUAGUCACUGCAGCUGUCGUUGCUGGUCUGCUGUCUCUUCUGCUUGCUUUGUUCUUAUGGCUGUCAAUAUAUCUGACCACAUGCCCGUCGACUGUUUCAGUGGAUACAAUGCUGGCUGCCUUGUGCCUGCGGGUUUAUCAAGUAA
Messenger RNA from Candidula unifasciata, 195 nucleotides. NCBI's taxonomy places the organism in Eukaryota, Metazoa, Mollusca, Gastropoda, Stylommatophora, Geomitridae. The record is from the annotation of a GenBank genome assembly.